AGCAGGAUAAGAGACAGAGGCAUGAGUGCCAGCAUGCUCAUGUCAGAAAUGAAUCCGGUCAAAUGCAUGGUUGUAAAGAGGUGAUCUGCCAUGCAUCAUCGUGGUAAGACAUCUUCCCUAAUGAAGCGGCAUUAGAGCACCUAUGCCAUUGAUUGAGGGUCCAGAAAGGAUUAAUUGCAUUGCAGGAAAUGACUGAAGUGCAUCUGAAAGAUAUUGAAUCAGCAGUUAAAAGUGAUUAAACACUGCUAAGGAUUGUUGGUGGACCUCUGUUGGACUUUAUUGGCUUGCGAACCAAAGACCGCUGCCAUCUCCUCAAGUUCCUGUUUAAAAAAAAAUCUAUACUCCUUUUCAUCAAAGAAAAAAAAACUAAUAAUGGCUAUGUUUUAAUGAUUUUGGACUUGUGGUUUCCAACUUGCCAUCUUAUCACUUUUCUUACUUUGUGACUCCAGUCUUGUAAAAGUGGGGAUCAUUUGGCCCCUGGGGGUCCGGGCUGCGACCCCGGCCCCGGCCCCCAAACCAAAAAUGCAUCGCUCAAGUACAGAUGAAACGCCGUACCGCCGGAGUCCCUCUCUGGACAGUAAGCCGGGCUCGCCGCCGCUGCGCUACAGCGGGGAGUACGAGUACCACAGCUCGCCCUUCGUCUUCGGCCUUCGUACCACACCGGGCUCAAAGCAAGCUAAAGCCAGCUACACCACUGCACAGGGCCGGAAAUAUGUGGUGUUUUACCUCGACCUGUCCUUCAUCUUCCUUCUAGAGCUGCGGCGCUGCAAGAUGGCCGAGGGCUGCCUGAGGGCCCUGAGAUACGGGAUGGUUUUCUUCAAUCUGCUCUUCUGGCUGGGCGGCUGUGGGAUUCUGGGAGUGGGAGUUUGGCUUUCCAUCACGCAGGGAAACUUCGCCACGCUCUCCUCGUCUCUACCGUCGCUCUCUGCCGCCAAUCUGCUCAUCGCUGUUGGAAGCAUCAUCAUGCUGAUUGGCUGCCUGGGCUGUGUGGGCGCGGUCAAACAGAACCGCCCAUUGCUCCUGAGCUUCUUCAUUCUGCUGCUCCUGAUAUUAUUGUUGGAGAUUCUGUUCAUGGUUCUGUUCUUCGCAUAUCAAGAUCAGAUUGAUCUGUAUGCUCAAAGCGACCUGAAGAAAGGCCUGCAGCUCUUCGGGACUGAAGGAAACAUCGGCCUGACCAACGCCUGGAGCAUCGUCCAAACCGACUUUCGCUGCUGUGGAGUGACCAAUCACACGGACUGGUUUCACGUGUAUAACGCGACGCGUGUGCCGGACUCCUGCUGUCUGGAGUACAGAGAUAACUGCGGUCUGGAGAAUCCUGGCACCUGGUGGACGGCUCCGUGUUACGAGCGAGUGAAGGGCUGGCUGCAGGAGAAUCUGGUGGCUCUGUGGAUCUUUGCUCUGUGUACGGCUCUAACACAGAUCCUGGGGCUGGUGUUCUCCAUGACCAUAUUCUGUCACGCUGUGAAAGUGGAGACCUUCUACGCAUAGAGACGCGGCCGAGAGCAGAACCGGACCAAACACACCUGCAUCUCUGCUUCUUCAUCGCGGUAGCCAUCACUCACAACCUUUUGCUCACACACUGCUAUUUGCAACAUGAUUUUAUAAUCCAGAUCAACUGAAAGAAUGAAAAUGGCUCUUUGUGAAUAUUUAAUGGACAGUUUCUUUUUUUUCUGUUUUGUCCAUUUGUGAAGAAAAUAUAGCUAUUUUA
Sinocyclocheilus rhinocerous is the source of this 1708-nucleotide messenger RNA. RefSeq names its product tetraspanin 4a (gene tspan4a). The transcript is spliced from 8 exons. NCBI's taxonomy places the organism in Eukaryota, Metazoa, Chordata, Actinopteri, Cypriniformes, Cyprinidae. Gene Ontology annotation, cellular component: plasma membrane. Bases 523 to 1488 code for a protein of 321 amino acids. The record is from RefSeq and is a predicted model, not a curated record.